UUUCGUUCAUCAAGCCGCCACAGCUCUUAUCACACCCAAAUUCCGUCGUUUGGGAGUUGGUUAUCACCGUCGUCUGCCAUCCCCAUAGCCACUUACAUGAAAGAAUACAGUAGAUUGUGAGCUUUGAAGAGUGGAGUGGGUUGAAGGUUUGAAGAGUGGAGUGGAUUGUGAGCUUUUCUUUCAUAGUCUUUAAUUGAGAGUGGAUAUAACGGAAAGUGAAACCUUAGUGCUUUAUGUAAAUUUGAAUGUUAUGAAACGAUCAAGAGCUUUUAGUUAUUAUUCUAUGUAAUGCCGAAUGUUUUGAAGCUAUCUUUUUAUGUGAUUGUCUUGAUCUGGUAUUUUUUAUGAUUUAAAGCUUUGCUGUCCAGAUUGUGUUCGAAACAUCUAUAGCUAACAUUUUCAUAACAUAUCUAAAAACAUGUACAAAAAGAAUGCAACAUUCACUAUUUACAUAAAAAGAAUAACAUUCAACAUUUUCAUUACAUUCAGAUGGAAAAAAGAUUAAAAUUCAAUAUUUUCAUUACAUUCAGCUGGAAAAAAGAUUACAACAUUCACCACAUGUCCAUUACAUUCAUUACAUUCACCACCACAUGUUCAUUACAAUAAAAAUAACCCAUGACAACAACAAUACUUUCAAGGUUCUACUAUACUUCUUCUCUAUUGCUUUAAAUUUGACUUGCUCAAUCGCAACACGUUCAUGAAGUACCCUAUUGUUCAUUCAUUGCGCUAACUCCAACAUCAUCUUACAGCAAUAUGACAUAAUGGAAACAUCUGACUGAAGUGAAUUGGAUGCAUGGUAAAUUUGCUCACAACAGGGAGCUGAAAAGCUUCAUUCUUCAUCCCCUUUUAAGCACGUACGUUAAUACACAGUUGACAUAGACUGCAUAUGGUUGGCGGGUGCUAGAUCUAAAUGGCCCUUUUCCAAACACAGAAAACAAUUAUCAUGUGGUAGAACAUCAUUUGAACAUCAAAACUUGAGCACUCCAACCAAAAAACAACUUCUAAACACAAAAAAAUAAAAAAAAAUGCUGCAUUGCUCCCCCUGGUUUGCAAAGCUAGUAAUCAGAAAGAUAUAAAGGUUAGUGGUCAAUUCAAAAUAUUGCUCAAGGUGCUUACAGGAUUGCUAAAGACUAUUUUGUAUCUUGCACGUAUAAUAAGACAAACAAACAUUGUGUUUGUAAGCAGCAGUUAUCUUGGUUAGUAAAAGCUGAGACUUUUAUUCAUAAAAGCUGAGACUUCUAUUUAAAAGCAAGCAUAAACUUCAUAAGACACCUACCCAAUAAAAUAUACAUGAGUUAUGUUAGUUUACAAAUCUUAUAUGCAUCACUAAUUCGUUCUAGGACCCUUGCAUUAUAUUCAUAAAAAAGAAUCAAAAUACCAAUACAUAUUAGAAAGUCUCUGCUUGUGGCGGGUUUCUAUGUCAUGGGUCAUGUAAAGUGUCACAACAGUGUAAAGUGGGUCGUCUUCUUCAUAUAAGGGGACAUACAACUCAUAAGCAUUUUGGGUAAAUAUUGGUAGUUCAUUUUCAGGAUUAAAAAACUCUAGCUUUUCAUCCAAUACCUCAUUUGAGCUUUUCUUCAAACACCUAUUGUGCUUUCCUUUUAAUUCAUCAUCGCAGCUUCCUCUCAACCAUUGCAAUUCCUGGAUACAAACAUUCAACACAGCAGCUUCUUACAUUCCUUGCAUUCCCUUAUUAAAACAAAACAUUCCCUUAUAUGAGCACAGCGCAACCCAUCAAUCCGAAAAUAGAUCCACUCUCAGUCUUUCAUACGUACAUAAUGCAAAAAUAGAGUGCAUGGGUUGCGUUGUGAAUGUAACAAAUUCAGCUUGGAUGCCUUGGUGCCAACGCGAGAUUACCUCUUAGAAUGUGCCGUCUUCAAUGUGGUCCGGAAGAACAAGAAUUGCAGAGCUCAAAGCUGGGUUGCGGAGAUGAGUGUGGGCGAGGGUGUUUGAAGAGUUUUGCCGAGAGGUGGGCGAGGGGAACGAAGAGGACAAUGAGAUCUGAAGCGUGAUAGGUGUUUCCUGCUGGGGUGCGGUCACAUUGCAACUCAAAUGGAAAGCGUACGUGGCACUAAUCUAUUAGAAGGCUGUUUUUUCGGGGUAAACGGUCGGACUGGUUAUAAGAUUUUCUCAUCGACUCGACUCUCUGAGUUUCCCUCGAAGUUUUGGAUCAAACAAGAUCCUUGAAUUUCCCAUUGGUUAUGAAUGGCUCGGCCCAUUCGAUUAUUGUCUUCUUAAUUCCUACCGGAUGCUUUACUAUUGGUUUUCUUCCUGUAACAAUCUCUAGCAGAAGAAUUCCAAAACUGUACUCAUCACAGCUUUCGGAAACCUUCACCCGCGCCGCCGACGACUCCGAGACACUGGGAAAUAAUUGGGAGCAUUGUUAACUUUUGGAGACUAGAUUAACCUCUUCGUCAAAAGAGAGCUCAGUGAAAUCAACGAAAAUAAUUCCCUCAAUCUCUGGAUGGGGAAUUUGUUACCGUUGGAUCAAAAGGGGUCAAAUUCCACCAAGUCUUUGAAAGGUAGAAUGACGGAGGCUGUGGAUUGGGAAAGUUCUUCAGGCGGGGUGAGUGAAAAGGAGGCCUAUUUACAAUAUAUUAAUUACGAUGAUGACAAUGAGGAACAUCACUUUAAGUCUUGGUUUACAUCAAAGAUGCAGUUUAGGAAAGAUAAAUCAACAGCCUGUUGGAUUGAUGAAAUUGGAAUGGCUCAGGUUGUAGAAAACAAGGGUAAAAUGUGGAGGACAAUGGGGAUAGUUCGUGGCGGCAAGACUUAUUAUUCAAUUGAGGAAACUUUGUUUUUGAUGGAAAUAGGGGCAUUGCUUCUCAUGGAUGACAAUGAUACAAGUCUUUCAAUAAAGGAUAUAUAUGCCAAGGUUAGUGGAUGCGCUUGGGAGCUGUUUGAAGUUUAUAGGCACCUGAAGUCCCUUGGUUACAUUGUCGGGCGGCAUGGCAUUGCUUGGUCUACAAAGGGUGUUAAGAGUAGCUCUCAAAGUGUUUCUCUUCAAGGCUCUCCACAAAGCAGUGAAGUGGACGUAGAGCUAAAAGACGAGAGGUCCAUCAUUGGACUGUUUAAUGGUUUUCACAUUAAUGAAGCAAGGGCAGUUUUUGAUGUCUAUCUCCCAAACAGCAGGUUUAGAAAGUCCUCUCCUGGAAACCCAAGAUUUGUGCUCUGCUUAACUAGGGGUGAUCCACCAUCCAUAGCAGACGUUGAAGUCCUUGAGAGGCAAUGUGGAGGCUUUCCUUUGCUGUUUUGUCAUGUAGAGUAUGGACGAGUGUGUUACUUUUCCUUUGAGGUUGAGGAGCUUCCCAUCUUACCUUGACUCUGCCAUGCCAGCAUGGAUGCGGUGAUUAAUAGGUACAUCCAACAGAUAACGAGAGCUUUAGUUUAAAGCAAGGUUAGAGUUAUAAAUGUUUAAAAAGUAACAUGCAUGCACUGUGCUGUAAUGAUAUUUGACAUUCGGUUUUAUAUAUUUUGAUUGAGAAAAUUUGAGCAAUUUCGGUUUA
This is a messenger RNA of Juglans regia (Persian walnut), 3506 nucleotides long. RefSeq lists its product as uncharacterized. Bases 2465 to 3322 code for a protein of 285 amino acids. Gene Ontology annotation, cellular component: tRNA-intron endonuclease complex. The transcript has 7 exons. NCBI's taxonomy places the organism in Eukaryota, Viridiplantae, Streptophyta, Magnoliopsida, Fagales, Juglandaceae. The record is from RefSeq and is a predicted model, not a curated record. Gene Ontology annotation, biological process: tRNA-type intron splice site recognition and cleavage.